Danio rerio (zebrafish) is the source of this 2570-nucleotide messenger RNA. It is a transcript of the gene gyg1a, whose product is annotated as glycogenin 1a. The record is from RefSeq and is marked provisional. Gene Ontology annotation, molecular function: glycogenin glucosyltransferase activity; glycosyltransferase activity. Lineage: Eukaryota; Metazoa; Chordata; Actinopteri; Cypriniformes; Danionidae. Gene Ontology annotation, cellular component: cytoplasm. Gene Ontology annotation, biological process: glycogen biosynthetic process.
CUCUCCCAGCGUUUCAAGCCGAGGCCUCCUAUUCGGUUCGGUUUGACGGUUUACGUGAGCCAUGGCAGACCAGGCUUUUGUCACCCUUGCUACAACUGACAAGUAUGCCAAAGGAGCAAUGGUACUUGGCAAGUCUUUGAGGAACCACAACACAUCGAAGAAACUAGUGGCCUUGAUUGGCCCCCAUGUCUCUGAACCCUCCAGAGCAGUGCUUCAUAAAAUCUAUGAUGAAGUCAGGCUGGUGGAUGUGCUGGACAGUCGGGAUGCUGCACACUUGGCCAUGAUGAAGAGACCUGACCUGGGUGUCACAUUCACCAAACUCCACUGCUGGACUCUUACAGAUUACUCCAAAUGUGUCUUUAUGGAUGCAGAUACUCUAGUUUUGUCUAACAUUGAUGAAUUAUUUGAGAGAGAGGAGCUUUCUGCUGCACCAGAUCCUGGCUGGCCUGAUUGCUUCAACUCUGGUGUGUUUGUCUUCCGCCCCUCCAAUGAGACCUAUGGGAAACUCAUCACCGCCUGUUCAGAGGGUGGCAGCUUUGAUGGUGGGGAUCAGGGUGUCCUCAACAGCUUCUUCAGUGAUUGGGCAACAGCAGACAUUUCAAAACACCUUCCGUUCAUCUACAACCUCAGCAGCAUCGCCAUCUAUACUUAUCUCCCAGCAUUCAAGCAAUACGGCCAUGAUGCCAAGGUAGUUCAUUUCCUUGGCAAAGUCAAACCAUGGGAUUACAGUUUUGACACCGCAAGCAAAACUGUCAAGGGACAGUCCCAUGAUGCUGAUAUGCACCCCAACUACCUGCUGCAGUGGUGGGAGCUGUUCAGUUCUUCAGUGUUGGCUCUCAUGAAGGAGGAGUACGGGGACCAACCCUUCUAUUCUGGUUGCACAGAGGGUGAUAUCCAUGUUGACGUGGGUCAGAUGCACUUAUCCCAUCCCCCUUCACCUCCGAUGUCGUCUCAGGAGCGGAAGCAGAAGUGGGAACAGGGUCAAGCGGACUACAUGGGAAUGGACUCUUUUGACAACAUAGAGAAAAAGCUAGAUUCCUUCCUUAAGUGAGAUGUAGACAAUCAGAUCUAGUUUUGUACUGGAGUAUGUAUGUACAGUCCAUAAAACAUUUGGAGAAAGAAAUUAUUGUGCAUUUUGAUUUUUCUACCGUCCAAAUCAUCUAUGCAGCCCUAUGCACUUAACCUCUACCACACUGUGGUCUGUUUGCACCAGACAUUGACACAAUGUUUCUGAUCUCGCUGAACAAUACACUACUGUUAUCUUUCUCUUGUUCAUCAUGCCAUAACAUGAUUAUGGUCUCACAACAUUCAGGUCUUACCUCCUUUUUAUUUGCCUUUAUUUUUUUUUCCCUCAAUGUUUCUGAUCUUUCAAAAACAAAGCAAACAAUAUAAUUCCUUUUUUUUUUUUUUUUUUUUUUACGUCCCAAAUAUAAAUUGGGCAACCAAAACUGUUCACUUAUCUUCUGGCCACCUUUGCAAAGACCUUGUUUACAAAACAACUAGUGUGCUGCAAACUUGCUUAACUGAUAACUCUGAUACACAUCAGCAACUCUCUUAUUGUGUGAUUCUAAGAUCACUCUGCAUGCUCACUCCUGUACCAGUGACCAGUGGGUUUUUCUACACCUGGUUACAGCUAAUAGUAAUAUUGUAGUUGACUGUAACCUUCUUGUUACUUUCCCCCACACUUGUAACAUCUGAAAUUAAUAAUCUACCAAAAAGAGACCCAUAAACUCAGAUAAUCCUGUUGACAAACUGCAUAUAAAGUAGUGUUAAAAAAAAAAACAAAAGUCUUUUUCAAAGGAUUUGCUUUAAUAAACAACUGAACUUCACUAGUGUUCGCAGGAAAACUAAAGCUCCAUGAGUGCUCGAAUAUCAUCUAUCCGGGCCUGUUUUGCAUCCUGUGAGUUUUUCACUCCAAAAGCUUUAUCCACCAGCUCCUGCUUCUUUUUCUGAAUCUUCACCAUGUUCUCCUCCACUGAGUCCUUCACGAUAAACUAAACAACAGAAAACAGGAAAGUUUCAUUUUAAAAUGACGUGGCUUAAGUUGAACAGUAUAUGGUCUGAUAUAACUAAUGCUGACUUUUUAACUGUAAAUGACAAACUAUGGCUGAUUGACUAAAACCUUAAUUUCCUAAGUAGAGCUACAUAUAAGCUCUUAAUGACAGCAAUCAUCUGCUGUUUAAUUUCUGUUCAUGUCAUCUUAAGGGAAAACACUGUGACAAAUCAGCUGGAUGUUUGACUGUUGUAAUCAGGACGCACAUCAGUACUUGAUUUAAAACACCUGAAAGUAUUGCUGAACACGCCUACUUUGAAUGGGAGACCAUUAUUUAUUUUUAUAUAUCAGUCUGGUUGCCAUAAAUUCUUUUGUUGCACUGGUGGAUUUGGCUGUAAGCAAUAAUUUGUAUUUGAAGUAUUUUAUAUUUUAAAAUGAUUUGUCCUUCGAUCUCCUUUUACCUCAAACCCACUGGCAGUCAUCAAUUGUCCUAUAUUGUGUAGACAUUGAUGUCACAGAAUGAGCUUUUCUCCCAUGUUGCAGUGUACGAUUUCAAUAAAGAAGCAUUUUCCCCUCA